AUGGAGCUGUUCGGCCCUUCUAACACAUCCUUUCCCCAGAUCUACGCCCACGAGCAGGUCAGCGAGGUCCGUCAGGCCAUCAUCGAGUCGCCCGCCGCCCAGCAGUACUCCUGCUUCCACCUCGAAUACAAGGGCGCCCGCAUCAACGAGUUUGGCCAGGUCUCCGAGAUCGCAGACCUUGCCCUCGAGGCCGACAUCCACGCCGUCGAAGACCCCUACACCGAGAAGGAGGCCCGCCUCCAUGUCAUUCGGAUACGGGACCUGAUCGGCGCCGCUGGCGACCACCCUGACACUGUCCAUGGUGUCCUGCCUGGCCUGUCCCUCUUCGACAGCGUCACCGCCGAGGCCACCGCUGCAUCUGAGACGACCCCCGUCGAGUUCGACUUCACUGCGCCGGCCGACCAGACUACUCUUCUCCCUCGCCCGUCCUCGGACGAGUCCGCGCCCAAGACCAUCAAGGCGCUCCAGAUCUCGCCCUGGAACCCGCCACCAGCACAUCUGCGCCAAAAGGGCCACCUGAUGUACCUCAUCGUGACGACCAACGAGGGCGAGCAGUUCCAGGUCACCUCGCACGUCGCUGGCUUCUACGUCAACAAGUCGUCCAAUUCCAAGUUCGACCCCAUGCCGCGGCCGGCCCCGAAGGCUCACUCGGCCCACUCACUGCUGAGCCUGAUCGAGGACCUGUCGCCGUCGUUUGCCGCUAGCUUCGUCAAGCUGCAGCAGUUCAACAGCCGCCACGACCCCCUGUCCACUUUCCAGAUCACCAACGCUCUGCCCGCGGCCCCGUGGCUGGUGCCUGCCUUGUCGUCGCCUGCGCGCACGCACAGCUCCGACAUCACCCGCACCCAGGAGGCCUACCUAAUUGCUGGAACGGAGAACGUGGACAACCUGCGCGACUGGAACGAGGAGCUGCAGUCGGCCCGCGAGCUUCCCCGCGACACCGUCCAGGACCGCAUCUUCCGUGAGCGCCUUGUCGCCAAGGUGUUCGCCGACUACAUUGACGCCGCCACCCGUGGUGCCUUGCUCGUGGCCAGCGGCGAGGUGGGCCCGCUGAAUCCCACCGAGGGCCGCGAUGCGCAGAUCUUUGUGUACAACAACAUCUUCUUCUCUUUUGGAGCGGACGGUGUCGGCACCUUCACGUCCGAGGGCGGUGACGAGGCUGCUCGUGUUGCUACUGGCAAGGAUGUUGCCGGUGUGCGCCGCAUUAACCAGCUUGAUCUGGACGGCCUGUACUCGCCCGGCACCGUUGUUGUCGACUACCUCGGCAAGCGCAUUGUUGGCCAGAGCCUUGUGCCCGGCAUCUUCAAGCAGCGCGAGCCGGGCGAGAACCAGAUCGACUACGGCGCGGUGGACGGCAAGGACGUUGUUGCUGCGGACGAGCGUUUCGUUGCGCCGUUCGCCAAGAUGUCGCAGGCGCUGAACGUCAAGCGCCACGCCGUCUGGGACAAGGACCAGAAGCGCCACGAGCUAGAAGCCAGCGUCGAGACCAAGGGCUUGAUGGGCACGGAUGGCCGCAAGUACGUUCUGGAUCUGUACCGCAUCACGCCGCUGGACAUUUCUUGGCAGGAGGCAGGUGAGGCUGCCGAGAAGGACGGCGCCCCUGCCUACCCGCACCGCAUGACAGUACUGCGCCCGGAGCUCAUCGACAUCUACUCGCGUGUCAAGAUGCGUGAGUGGCUCGAUGGCGAGCUUGCCAAGCGCAACAAUGCCAAGGCUGAGGAGACGUCUGAGAAGACCGAGAAGACAGAGGAGACAGAGGAGAAGAUUGAGAAGGCCGAGGAGACGUCUGAGAAGACCGAGAAGACAGAGGAGAAAUCCGAGGAGGGCGAGGCCAAGGCCCAGGACAACCGUAUUGACGUGUCCGAUUUCAAGUUCGCCCUCAAUCCUGACUCGUUCAGCGGCCAGGUGCCGCAGACCGAGGAGGAGAAGGAGGAGAUGGCCAACGACGAGAAGGACGUCCGUGCCGUGUGCACCUAUCUGCAGGACGUUGCCAUCCCGUCUCUGAUCUCCGACCUCAGCGAGUCGGAGAUUAGCUUCCCCAUGGACGGCCGUUCCCUCAGCCAGCUGCUGCAUAAGCGCGGCAUCAACGUCCGCUACCUCGGCCGCGUUGCCACACUGAGCGAGAAAGAGGAGCGCCUCAAGUGCCUGCACGAUGUGUCCGUCCGCGAGAUGAUCUCCCGUGCGUUCAAGCACGUCGCCGCCAAGUACCUUCGCUACCUGCCGCUGCCGCUGAGCUCGGCCUGCCUUGCGCACCUGCUGAACUGCCUGCUUGGCGCUGGCCUGAACUCCAAGCCGACGGCCGAUGUGGACCCGUCCAUCCGCAGCCUCUACAGCGAGGCCGACCUCGCGUUCGAGUCAGUGACGCCUGAGAGUCUGCGCGCCGAUGUCGAGGCGGAGACGGUCCGCCGCUUCCGCUUCACGCUGCCGGCCAGCUGGCACACGGGGAUGCGCAACCACCUGCAGCUGCUGCGCGAGGUCUCGCUGAAGCUGGGCAUCCAGGUGCUGAGCUCCAAGUUUGCCUUUACCGCCGAGGAGGCAACCGCUGCCACGACCGAGAAUGGCCAGACCGGCCAGAACGGCCAGAACGGCCAGAACGGCACGGCGAACGGCGCACCCGCGAACAAUGGCGCGGCUAACGGCGAGGGCAGCAAGAACAAAAAGAAGAAGAAGGCAGCGCGCGACGGCUCGCCGUCGUCGAUCGACUCGGAGGCUCGCGCUGCCGCCGCGCGCCCCGCACACACGUUCUCGGCAGACGACAUUGUCAACGUCGUGCCUGUGGUGAAGGACUCGGCGCCCCGUGGCUCGCUGGCCGAGGAGGCGCUGGAGGCCGGCAAGAUCUCGCUGUCCCAGGGCCAGAAGAAGAUUGGCCAGGAGCUGCUGUUGGAGUCGCUGUCGCUGCACGAGCAGAUCUAUGGUAUCCUGCACCCCGAGGUGGCACACGCGUACCACACGCUGUCGAUGCUGUACUACCAGAUGGACGAGAAGGACGCGGCGGUCGAGCUCGCGCGCAAGGCCAUUAUUGUGUCGGAGCGCGUCGUCGGCGUUGACAGCCAAGAGACGCUCCUCGACUACCUGAACCUGGCGCUGUUCCUGCACCAGCAGGGCAAGAGCGCGCUGGCGCUCGAGUACGCCAAGCACGCGCUGCGUCUGUGGCGCGUGAUGUACGGUGCGGACCACCCGGACGUGAUUACGACGAUGAACAACGCGGCGGUGAUGCUGCAGAGCAUGAAGGCGUACCACGAGUCGCGGCGGUGGUUCGAGGAGUCGCUGCGGGUGUCGGAGCAGGUGUUUGGCCGCGCGUCGCUGAACUCGGCCACGCUUCUGUUCCAGCUGGCGCAGGCCCUGGCCCUGGACCACGACAGCAAGGCGGCUGUGAAUCGCAUGCGCGAGAGCUACAACGUGUUCCUCAACAAGCUCGGCCCCGACGACAAGAACACCAAGGAGGCCGAGAGCUGGCUCGAGCAGCUGACGCAGAACGCCGUGUCGCUGGCCAAGCACGCCAAGGACCAGGAGGCCCGCCGCCUCCGUGCGGGCAUCAAGUUCACGACCCACGGUGCGGCCGCCGGCUCGGUGGUUCCCGGUGCCGGUGCGGGCGCCAAGGCCGGUGCGACGCCGGCCAACGCGGCGGCUGGCUCGGCGGCCUCGGUGGGCGACAAGCCGUCGAUGGACUCGCGGUCGAUUGACGAGCUGAUCAAGUUCAUUGAGGGCGCAGAGGGCACGAAGAAGGCGACGUCGGGCGGCAGCAAGAAGCGCAGCAACCCCAAGCGGAGGGGUGCGGCGUAA
Sporothrix schenckii 1099-18 is the source of this 3783-nucleotide messenger RNA. RefSeq names its product protein TIF31. Bases 1 to 3783 code for a protein of 1260 amino acids. Gene Ontology annotation, cellular component: cytoplasm. Gene Ontology annotation, biological process: intracellular distribution of mitochondria. NCBI's taxonomy places the organism in Eukaryota, Fungi, Ascomycota, Sordariomycetes, Ophiostomatales, Ophiostomataceae. The record is from RefSeq and is a predicted model, not a curated record. The transcript has a single exon. Gene Ontology annotation, molecular function: mRNA binding; protein binding.